AUGAGUCCGGAAUCAAGCUCUAGCUCUGGUACCAAUGUAGGUCGAGCAGCGUCUCCAGCAACCUUGGAGAUAGAAUCUGCCAGGAACUGUGUUGGGCGGGUGUAUAAUUUUAAGCCGUAUAAAAAAUGGAGCUUGGAUACGCACCAUGAAGUUGACAGAGAAUGGCUGUAUCAACAUCACCCAGUGGUCGUCAUACACCGGCAGUCAGAUGGGCAUGUUCAUAUUGUCACCAUCACCUCGUCUAUCGACAAAACCGUUGACCCCCGAAUGUACAUACCAGUCUCUGGGAAUCAUUGGGAUACUACCGAUAAUCGAGCAAAGGUAAAUCUAGUCGGCACAGAGACGGAUGCAUCUGAGAUGCCGAAACCUCGGAGCUAUGUGAGGCUGGAUUCUAGGAAACAAGUCCCAUUUGACGUUCUACAGGAGUUCCACAGUCACAGUGGGGAACAUUACCAGCUAUCAUUGGAAUCCACUAUAAUGCUGUGGGAUUCUGUCAUGGACGCAGAGAGGGGAUUCACAUCGGGACAGGGGUUGGAGUAUCAAAAUGCUGAAAAGAGAGCGGCAUUAGCUGUGUCUGACUAUGUUAAUAAAUGGGCAAGCGUGAAACAGGGCGAGAAACAAAUCCGUGUGCUACGGGUGCUCCAAGAAAAGGUUAGAACGCUUGCGGGGGUGGUUGACGAGUGCCUUGAUCAGUACUGGCUGCAGCCGCAGCAAGAACUAGAACGAAGUCUCUCCGAGAAAGAACGAGCUCUUCAAGAUGCGGUGCGCGAGCAGGGUUUUCGCAUCAAAAACCGAGCAGACCAUAUCCCGGUCGCAAUUGCAGUAGAAGCCGAGGCAGCCAGACGCGUGGAAACCGAGUUUAUGAUUAACCAAAACAACAAGGCCGGAAAACGCACUCCGGCGCAGAAUAAAUUGCUUAAGGAACUUAAGAAGGUAGUUAAAAAUGUAAUCAGAGGGGAGCUUCAGAGACAGGGGUGGGAUGAAGGUAUGGGUAGCAACGGAAGUACCACAGAAGAAAAGAGAGCUGCAAAGCUUGCUAAAAAGGAGCGUAAAGCACUGAAAGCGAGGAACAUGGCCAUGGCGCCUGACAUCCCUCUGGACUGGGAGGCAGUAGAAUCCACUCUAACAGAGGCCGGUUACGCUGAUGAGGAUCUGGCGUUUUUGGAAUGUGUAAGGCUUUGUCAGGCAGGAUAG
Messenger RNA from Pseudogymnoascus verrucosus, 1194 nucleotides. RefSeq lists its product as uncharacterized. NCBI's taxonomy places the organism in Eukaryota, Fungi, Ascomycota, Leotiomycetes, Thelebolales, Thelebolaceae. The record is from RefSeq and is a predicted model, not a curated record. The coding region runs from base 1 to 1194 and encodes 397 amino acids. The transcript has a single exon.